Messenger RNA from Indicator indicator, 1206 nucleotides. It is a transcript of the gene CD80, whose product is annotated as CD80 molecule. The record is from RefSeq and is a predicted model, not a curated record. Gene Ontology annotation, biological process: negative regulation of T cell proliferation; immune response; cell surface receptor signaling pathway. Gene Ontology annotation, cellular component: external side of plasma membrane. The coding region runs from base 1 to 1206 and encodes 401 amino acids. The transcript is spliced from 7 exons. Lineage: Eukaryota; Metazoa; Chordata; Aves; Piciformes; Indicatoridae.
AUGGUGCACCUGCCUGCCUCCCUGCCGGUGCUGGCCAUGAGGCGGUGGCUGGGGCUCGGGCUCUUCGUGCUCCUCUACCUUAGUUUAGGGCUGCCGCUGGGGCAGGCUUUAGGGUGGCUGGCUCUUCUCACCAUGGUGAUGAGUGCUGAGGAGCCAGAGGAGCAAGGUAGUCGCUCAUCUCAGCUGGGGCCCCACAUCUUCCCUAUAUGUCUUUUUGUCACUGAUAUGGAAGCCAAAAAUAUAAGUGCAUUCCUGAAGGGGCAAGAACUCUUCCUGGAGGUCAGGUCUAGCACCAUCGGCUACACUGCUGAUGUCGAGACUCCUAAACUCCUGGCUGCCCAAGGCUUGCAGGGCUAUGCACUGGAAAAGAAAGUAAUCAAAAGCAAAAUGGGGGAAAAAGUGGGCCUGCCUUGUUGUCAUGAAAUUCCCAGCUUGGAAAGCCUACACAAUUACCGAAUCUACUGGCAGAAGAGCACCACAGAGGUAGUGCUGGCUUAUGCAAAGGGGAAGAAGAUCUUCGGGAAUGAGCGGUAUGACAACCGGACAGAGAUGGACACCAGGAACUUCACCCUGUGGAUCUCCCCUGUAGAAAUCCUGGACAAUGGCUCUUACCAGUGUGUAGUUCAGGAACUCAAACCUUUGCAGAACUCCUAUGUUGUGUGUGAUAAGCAUGUCACCUUCUUUGUUACAGCUGACUUCAGUAAGCCAAACGUAACAGCAGAAGAAUUUGCUAGUUCUUGUGAGUCAUCUGAGAUGAUGGUAACAUGUUCUUCUCAUGGAGGUUUCCCUAAACCUAAAGUCUCCGGAGCCCUCGACGACAAGCCUGUGGUGUGGAAUGCCAGCCAGGUGUCUGAGUCCAGCCUCAGCCUGUACAACGUCACUGCCCAGCUGUGGGUCAGUGUGACUGAAGACAUCAGCUUCACUUGCUCCAUUGAAUAUAAUGGCUUUGUCAAGUCCACCAGUUUGCUUCUGAGAAAAACAAAUGACUGCAUUGUCUCUACUGUGCCUCCACCUUAUAAUGUCAUUAUUGCUUCAAGUAUCAUCAUUAUUAUCUUCCUUUUGGCUCUCACCCUAGCAGCAAGAUACCUCCCAAGGCAUGUCUGUUCUCCCUGUUGUAAGCCUCAGGAUUCAGUGGAAGAGGGUGUGAAAGAAUGUACAAAGCUACCCACAAGCUCUAAAAUGGCAUCUGAAACAUCAUCUGUGUGA